Molecule: messenger RNA, 1525 nt
Organism: Hymenoscyphus albidus
Lineage: Eukaryota; Fungi; Ascomycota; Leotiomycetes; Helotiales; Helotiaceae
Source: the annotation of a GenBank genome assembly
UGCUUUUGUACAUGGCCUUGAAACCUGAAAGGAUUCUCCUUACUCGAAGAUAUUGCGAGAUUUAUAUAUAGCAGACUCGCUUCCAAUACUUCCGGAUCAGGAUGAGGAGGUUCGUUUUUGCUGGCAAUCAUUACCACCUUCAUGUAUUGUAUAUACUCUCGCCAACAUGAAUCAGUUAGGAACGCCUCUCGUCGCUAUCAUCGGAUGCGGAUAUAUUGGGAACCAGCUUCUAUGUGAAUUUUCUAAGCAUCACAAAGUUAUCGGAUACGACAUCUCUGCUAGCCGGGUGCACGAGCUUCGUCAACAGUUUUCUACGAAGAAUGGCGCAAGUCAUUACAACGGGCAGGUCUGUUUGACUACGCGCAUACAGGACCUGGCUAUGGCGACGCAUUUUCUCAUUUCGGUGCCAACGACGUCCAGAGAAGACGGUUCUGUGGACAUGACGUGCAUCGAAGAUGCACUCCGUAUAGUCACAGCUGUCGCUCUCCCUGGUUCAACGGUCGUAAUUGAGAGCUCGGUUGCAGUGGGAACAACGAGGGCUUUGUUGGGUCCUAUUGCUGCUAGCCGGGGACUGUUUGGCGGAGUGUCACCAGAGGUGAUUACCUUGCAUCCCGAAUGGGGUACUCACAUUUUGAAAGUCCAAUGGCUAAUGAAGUUUGGAGUUAUAGAGGAUUGACCCGGGCCGUAUGGACCCAUUGCCUUCGAGCAUCCCGAAGCUGGUAGCUGGCCUCGACGAUAUCGUUCCCGGGUCUCUUCAAGCCAUUAAGCGACUGUAUUCGACGGUUUUCCGACACCUUGUAGCCGUCUCCCGACCCGAGGUCGCCGAGAUGACCAAAUUAUACGAGAAUUGCCAGCGUCUUGUAGGGAUUGCAUUUGCAAAUGAGAUUGCAGACGCAUGUGGCGAACACGGUGUUGACCCCUCCGAGGUUUGCUCUGCGGCAGCCACAAAGCCUUUUGGAUUUAUGCCAUAUACACCUAGUAUAGGUGUAGGCGGUCACUGUCUUCCCACAAAUGCAAGAUACCUCCUUUCAAAUAAUCGCCUCCCGCUCCUUGAAUCUGCAGCGAACUCAACAAGGGCACGGCCGGGAAUGAUUGCGCAGAAGAUUGUUGACUCCUUUUCCUAUCAUAACGGCGACUCUAUUCCCAAGGUUCUAGUGGUUGGUAUAGCGUACAAAAAAGGCCAAAACAGCAUUGUCGACUCCCCUGGCCUACAGCUCAUAGAAGCGCUCUCACAAUUUGAGCAGGUAGAUGUUUGGUGGGCGGACAGUCUGGUGCCUCAGUCUCGAGUUCCUCAUAUCAAGCGCUUGCCCAACGAGGAAUGGAAUAGGGGCACAUUGGCGACAUUUGACCACAUAACCGUUGCCUUCAUACAACCAGGUACAGAGCAAGACCCUUUAAGGAGACUGACGGGCGUCAAAAUCGACAGAUGGUGAUUCUACUAUUUUAUACACCUUUUCCUUUGAUGUUUUCACAAAUUUUAUGCUUCGUUCCGUACCUAAUAAAACCUACCCUCUAGGUAGGUCAA